Molecule: messenger RNA, 528 nt
Organism: Dichomitus squalens LYAD-421 SS1
Lineage: Eukaryota; Fungi; Basidiomycota; Agaricomycetes; Polyporales; Polyporaceae
Exons: 2
Coding region: 1-528 (175 amino acids)
Source: RefSeq, a predicted model, not a curated record
AUGGUCACCUCAACGUCCAGUCCCAAAUUGACUGUGCCCUUGCCGACGAUACAUCAGAUCGACCUCGUCAUCGCCCCCCUUGACAGACCACCCGCUACGCGCCUCACCACACUGCCACCACCCUUUGUCCCAUCCACCCCUACAAUCCCUCUCCAGUACCGCAUCUCUGCACCACCUCUGCCCUCCUUCGCACGUUGUGAUCCCAUCGACCUCCUCGCUAUCGUCAGUUCCAAGGUCAGCGCUGUCAUCAAAAGACUGCAGGCCAUCUUCGAUCGCAAGGAUCAAUUGCUCGACAUUCCCCACAAUCAUCGGCUCGCCCUUCAACGCAUCGGUGACAAGCUUGAGUGGAUACUCGACAACAUCAAAAACGGCUCUUCGUGGACACGCAGUCAGCAGCAAAACAUCGACUGGUUUUGCAAGGAGUUUGGAAAGGUCAAGUUCAGUGGACUUGGACAGAACUUUGAGUGCAUUGUCAAGGCUUUAGUAGAGUUAGAACAAUUCGGGUCCUUAGAUUGGAUCGUCGUUUAG